GCAUGGGUCGAUCAUCUCGGCCUUUCCAGCAGGGUAGAGCUGAGCAGUACGCUAUAGUGUGCCACUCUGCACUGGCCACAUCCCUCCCUCCCUCCGGCGCCAUUGAGACCCUGCGGGGUGUGGACCCGACUGUCCAGCUAAAGUAAAUUUCGUUUCAUUCGAUAACACAGAUCUCGUGCUAGUCACUGCUAUACCAUGACCAACGUGAUGAAAUCUUUCCGUAUUUAGUGGACGGUCAGUCUGUCUCCUUUUUUUUCUUAUUACUAGUCAUGCAGCCGCCCGUUUCAGCACAAAGGGGAGUCUGCAAAUAGGAGGGUCAGUCUGCGUUGCAAAUUGCUUGAAUGAGCAUUUGACCACACAAUUACUUACUUGUGUAUCAUCUUGCUUAAGAUGUUUCAUUUGUGCCUUAGGUUGUUGAUAUUAUUGAAGGAAAUUGUUUCUGUCACUUUCAUCAAACACUUUUUAUUAGCUGUGCGUUUUAUAUAGUGUCUUUCAUUAUAUAGUUUUUGUUGUUGCUUGGAAAUCAAGUCUGUGCCUCAUUGCAGAUUACAUUUACAGUCAUCUCCUUAUGCAGCAUAUGGUAGUUAAAGUGCUGCAAGGAACUCUCAUCUAGAAAACGUUUAUAGGGACACCCAACAAUAUACAUUUUUGUAGCGUAGGAGUUUGCUGAUUUGGAAUGGACUAGCCUCAGAGCUGUCAUUCAGGCACAGUGUGUGGAGUGGCCUGUCACAAGGAAAUUGUGAAUGAAAUCAUCAGAAAGCUGGUUAACAUAAUUUUCAUUCUAGCAUUUCAUAAUUGGGUUAUAGACUUGAUUAUAGUUGAAGUGUCAUACUUUUGACAGCAGGUGGCCCUUGGUUAAGAUCCUACUACCAGCUUCCUUCUUUAACUGUCAGCAUGUUUAAUGUCAUAAAAGACCUCCUGUAAGACCUGUCAUCAGUGUUGCUUUCAAUCGCUGCACAAUGUUUAGAAGUCAUCUUUCCAGCAUGUCUCGGCUUCGUGCCAAGGAGUUCUCCAAGCACAGUACUUUGAGAGCACCGGGCACCAUUAUUAAGUGGGUGGUGUCAGAAGACGGCAGUGAGCUUCUCAAGAAAGGCGAGGUGACCCAGAUCGGGCAAGAUGGGAACAGGCUUGCCCCACCACACCAAGACAUCGCAGCUUCUAGCACUGAAAGAUUUGCAGGUGGAAGGGUGUCAUUGUUGGACUCUACUGAUGAUUUACUGGACAUGGCAAAGUUUAAAGAUGAAAUGUCAGAAAAGAGCAGCGCUUCCGCAUGCAACUUUGGAUUUCAUUGUGAAGACACGAUUGCCACUAGUGCGGCUGCUCUUCAAGACAAUGUGUCAUACCCCUGCUCCUACUGUGAGAUUUGCUUCACAGCUAUGCAGUACUUGGAAAAGCAUGUGAAGCGCACCCACAGGAAACAGUACUUGGAAAUGCUGCGCAGUCGUGCAGUCAACCUAAAGAAGCCAUCAUUUAAACCCAACUCUCCACAUGAGGAUGAUGUGAGCCAAAGCCACAUUGACACUCCAGAUGCAAAUGAGAUGGCCACUGACUCUGACCCAUUCUCAUACCAGUGUACGGACUGUGACCUGACCUUUAGUGUGUUGGAGGACCUGAAAGUUCAUCAGCUGAGCCACAACCCAGGUGAGACGCUUUACCUGUGUAGUGAGUGUGGGAAGAGCUUUUCCAGCCUUGGCUCACUACAGACCCACCAGAAAGUUCAUGACUCUGAGGCCACGCUGUAUCUCUGCUCUGAGUGCGGUGACAGCUUCCAUCGGUUGGAUCUCUUGAAUGACCACCAGCUGACACAUGCAGGAGCUGUCGCAAUCAGUCUUACUAAUUCUGGUGGUAUUGCUGCUGCUAGCAUGGGCCCUGGAACAGGACCUAUCACUGAAGCCCAGUACCCAUGUCCUCGAUGCAACAAAGUUUUCAAAACUGCCCGCUACCUGCGUACCCACCAGAAGAUACAUACUGGGGAGGCUCCAUAUCAUUGCACAGAGUGCGAUAAGCCCUUUACACAGCUUGGUGACCUGAAAACACACCAACGCACCCAUACUGGGGAACGACCUUACAAGUGCACUGAGUGUGGCAAAAGCUUUGGUCGUUCAGGGACUCUGAAGAAACACUGGCGUACCCACACAGGUGAGACCCCAUAUCAGUGCACUGUCUGUGGGAAGAGUUUCAACCAGCUAGGUGCACUUAAGACCCACCACCGCAUUCACACUGGCGAAAUGCCCUACCACUGCCAGCAGUGUGACAGGCACUUCACAUACUCUUACCAGCUCAAGAGUCAUGCCUGUAAAAUUUAACUUUGGCAAAAAUGCCUUCAAGGUGGUUGCACUGGCUUGGCACAUGGGAUGUGGGGAAUAAUGUUUUUAAUAAGUGUCAUGUUUUCAUCUGGCUAAUUAGUUAUUGUCAGUACUGUUGCCCAAUGGAAUGAAGCUAUCAGAUCUUGGAUUCUUCUGUGAAUUUUAUUUCCCCCUCCUUGCGACCAAACCCAGAACAUUGGUGACUGUCUUUAUCAAUUACAUUGAGUUACCUAAUUUAUCUAUCAAGAGGUUCAGCGUCUGUUCAGAUAGAUCUUAAUCCAUUUAACACUGUGAUGUGGUUGCAAACAACAGACAGAAACCAAGAACACCAGAGAGGGACUGGCAUUGGUUCAGAGAAAUGCUGACUUUCGGCCGACAUAGCUGGGGUGCCCUUUCAGCUUCUGUUAAUGGUGCCUAAUGAAAGCUGUGUAAAGUUGAUCUGGUGCUUCUGAGGGAUAAGGGGAUCCUAUAACACCAUUCUCCCACUUUCCCCCUACACUUCCAAAAUAAACUCUGGAAAUAGACAUUCUUUUCUGUUAUAUCCUACCAUGCCUAAAAAAAUCUUCUGGGAGAGCUGAUAAGAGGUUUUGUUCAGUGUUCUUGCGACUAUAGCAAGUAAACCUCAUGAAUCAAAACUUACUGAAAAUUUUGUAAUGGGUCAGCACUAGUUCAAAGGAGGAAGUGAUGUGGUAUCAGUUCAACAGAAAGCUAAAGUCACUCUUGCCUUUCAACUUCUCCAAGGCAGCUGCUACUAUUUGGCAGUAACCUUAUCCACCAGUACUCCAGAGGCGUGAAUUUUGUUUCCGUUGCGGAGUAUGCCAGGCUUGCUGCAACUAAAGUAGUUAAAGAAACGAUUUCUGAGCCAUGGAAAAGAGCAAAGAUUAAAAGCAACAGACAUGCCCCACACAUCCCAGACCUUUCCAGUCAGGGUCCAACCUUUGCUGAUUUUACUGGCUGGAUUUAGCCACCUCCUUACUGCCACCCUUGGUUCAUCCCAAGAUUUUGUGAUGCACCUUUGUAUCACUCUUUGUUAAAUGGAAGAAUGUGGAUCACACUAUAGGAUUGCAAAGGUGACUCUUUAGAGCAAUAAAUGUUUUGGGCAGACUUUCUGAAAAGAGAGACAAGAGGUCUUCUGUCCCAGUUAUGUUGCCCCAACCCCCCUGUUAUCAUCCACUACAUUGCAUCAUUUAAUCCCAAAAAAACAAAAUACUUGCAGUAGCAGUUUGUAAUUUGUAGUGCUGUGCCAUGUGAGGCAAUUGCAGCUCUUGUCUGUUGCUGCUUUAUCUUUCCUGCUCUGCUCCUGUAUGUUACCAAUGGUGCUCAUGGACAUGCUGUUUCCCAAAGUUUGUACUUUUUUUUUUUUUUUUCUUUUCAGUUGUGUUUUCUGUGUGUGAGAGAGAGGUGUGUGUGUGUGCGCGUGCAUGCACAUGUGCACACACCUUCCUGUAUUCUUAACACCAUGAAUAAAGAUUACUGCCCUUCUUAAUAUUUACUGCCUUACAUCUCAGAGCCUCACAGGAUGUGUUUUUCACCUGUAUAUACACACACACACAGAUAUCUCCACCCAUAGCCCAUGUGUCUUCUUAGGAUGAACUGGUUAGUACCAUAACAUCUCUAUUCCUUAUCUGUUUGUCAACUGAAACUAUUCAACAUUUACAGAUGAUGGAUGGGCAGAUCGGUGUAAUCGUUUACCGUUGCUCCAGUUGCAUUUGAAAAUGCUCAAGAAGAAAGUUUGGAUGGUGGCUGCUGCUAUGGUGUGCAACACACGGCUUUUUUGGAUAUUUUAUAGUCACCAUUAUCUGGAAAAUUGAGUUUUGCUUCAGUGAUGUAUUAGUGAAAAGCCUUUUCCUGAUCAGUCACUUUGUGUUUCCCAGAGAGGUCUGGUAGCAAAAAGUGGUUAAUCCAUCUCUAAGGAGAGUACAUGUUCAAGCUUCCUGUAGUUUCUUUUCUUCCAUUGUGAGUCCAUAUUGAAAACGAGGCUUGCAAGACAUUGUUUUGUGUGUGCUGCACCUUGGGUUGUCAGAAGCUUUAAUAAGUCUUUUAGGUUUCUUCAUUUUGUCAUAUACUUUUGUAAUAGCUUGAGUAAAUCAAUGUUUUGCUCAAGAACCUCCGGCCCACCUAGCAGUUUAAGCUGCAGAAUAGUGAUGUGCAGUGCAUUUAAUUUCUGUCCAGGCUACUCCUGGGUCCCCAAGCCUUUGGGUUUGCCCUCUAAAACUGAAUUAGAUGUAAUUUUCUUCUGCAUAUGUAUGAACUGUUAAAGUAUAAUGACAGCAUUUAUAUCUCAACCAAGUAGCAUCACUCACAAAUAAGUUCAUUUGUAGUUCAGAAAAAAAAAUAAAAACAAAAAAACCCUUCAAAUUUAAAAAUAGGAGGGCAGUUGCAUAGUGAUCAUUCCUUUUUUGCAAGUGUUUAGUCAAAUGUUGUUUCUAGAACACCUCUAAAUAGGCCCAAUGGUCUGCAAUACGCCACCAGUCCUCCUCGUGCAGCCUUACAUUCGGCUUUCAAGGUCUCCUUGGUAAUUAUCAUAGCACAGCCUUUACAUGUCAGAGGAUUAUCUUAACAUUUAUCAAAUUCUUACAGAGUCUGAAUUUAAGACACAUUUUAUAAGUUUUCCUGUGGGCUGGCGCCCUGCCUGGGGUUUGUUUCCUGCCCUGCACCCUGUGUUGGCUGGGAUUGGCUCCAGCGGACCCCCAUGACCCUGUAGUUAGGAUGUAGCGGGUUGGAGGAUGGAUAGAUGGAUUUUAUAAGUUUGGUUUUACAAUUUGAAUUGGUGCCAAUUCCGCAGUGAAUCCAUUGAGCUGAGUAAAAUGGGUUUCAUAAUUGAUACAUUUGGGGUUUGAAAAGCUACUUGUUAAACAUAUCUGACUAAAAAUGUUUUGGAGCAUUUGUGGAAAGUUUAAGUGGGUAGGCCAUGUGAUAUAAGUGGUGCAGCAAUAAAGAGUUCAGCUUGAAACCCAAGAAAUGCUGCCAGUGGAAAGGGGAAUAGCCGUUUUCCAGGGGCACAUUCACUGGUUUAGUAUCUAUGGCAGUGUGGCAGCGACCUCUGUUCAUUUCUCAUUUCAGUUAAUGCUGGGUUCAUGCUGUUAUGUAAAUUAUUAAUUGGAACAAUAAAGAUUAUAAUGAGCACUUUAGUUUGUGCAACACUAUGAUAAUAUCUAAAAAUAUUUACUUCAAAAUGGUUCUGGGAUGGUGACCCCUGAUUCAAUCUGUAAACAGAUAUGUCAGCUUCUGAAAAUAAUGUAGAUGCACAAAGCCCUCUGAACAUACAUAGGUAUUGCUGAUAGUUUUAAACCUGAUUAUUGAAUGAAAUCACAGUAAUUGAAAACAAAUCCAGAUAUCUAAAACCGUUAUGGUUACAUUUUACUUAAUCAGUAAUUUGAAAGCUUUAAUGAUUUGCUUGAGUUUUUCUAAAAAGCAGACAGUUAUAGUUGUUGCUGAGCUGCUGUGUCUUCUGCAUCUGCAGUGUAUGCUGUAUUUAUUGAAUGCUUGAAAUGUUUUCAUCUGCAGUCCAAUAUGAAUAUUAAAAGAUGGAAUUGCUGAAAUAGGAAAGCCCCUUAUGCAACCACAACAUGAAAUAGAUCAGCUGCAUACGACUGUGACCAAAUUUGUAAGAGUGGCACCAUAAACUUGUGUUUUGCCAGAAGGUCUGGCACUGCCUUAUCAAUUAACUUCAUUAGUUUCCAACUGUUGUUGUGUUUUUUUGUUUUUCUGGAAGGAGUCCAGUGGUUGCUAUUUCACUUAAAAUGAUUACAUACCAAAAAAGAAAUCAAAACAGUAGGCAUAAUAUGAUCUCUGCCCUUUGGACUGUGUGCCUUCCCCUGGUGGCACUUUCUAUGGAGGGUUAAGUGUUUGUUCAUUUUGCCUUGCGGCAGCCUGUAUGACAUGUGCUUGUAUUUACCUCCUGCUUUGCUACGUUUCCCUAAUAUUUGCUCAACAAGAAAUAACUUCUUAGACAAAAGGUAGCCUGUUACUCCGUUGUACACUGAUUUGUGAUGCUGACUGAGGCAGAUGCCUAAAGCAAGACUGCUAGCAUUGCUCCUGUUGAGAUGCCAGCCCGUCUGCAGGAGGCAUGCUCAUUGCUGCUAGAAACUUGUACAUUUGGGUUUCCAAGUGACAGCAAGCUACACAAACCAAAUGAGAGCCCUAUGUAAUUACUGUAAGCACUGACUGGAUGGACACCUAUUGUAGAAACUAACACUACACUACACUAGAGCACUGGGGAUACCAGUCUACCCAUCUUUCUUCUAUAUAGCUGUGCAGGCCAAAUGUUUCAUUAAUUUUGUUUUACAUUGCCUGUUGUAGAUCUACUUGUAGUCUGUAUAGCCGUGUGUAAAUACUUUUAAUUUGUAUAACCAGUUAAAUCUGUUCAGUUCUGUUCUUUGUGGCUUUUUGUUUGUUUUGUUGUUUUUAAGAGCACCAUUAAAUAAAUAACAAAAGACAAAUCCA
Molecule: messenger RNA, 6752 nt
Organism: Polypterus senegalus (gray bichir)
Lineage: Eukaryota; Metazoa; Chordata; Cladistia; Polypteriformes; Polypteridae
Product: zinc finger protein 25-like
Exons: 5
Coding region: 960-2306 (448 amino acids)
Biological process (GO): central nervous system development; regulation of transcription by RNA polymerase II
Cellular component (GO): nucleus
Molecular function (GO): DNA-binding transcription factor activity, RNA polymerase II-specific; RNA polymerase II cis-regulatory region sequence-specific DNA binding
Source: RefSeq, a predicted model, not a curated record